AUGAGUGAGAUUACGGUGAAUUCAUUUGAGGAAGUAUCAGUUGUUGAUGUUUAUGAUUUAGCAAGUGAUAUCGGCUCCGAAUUCGAGAAACUAAUUGAUUCGUAUGGAUCACAAGCUUUCGAAUCUUUAAUAAAGAAAUGCAUUCGAGCUUUAGAAACAUUGGAGAAUGUUGCUUUAAAGAAUGAACAAGAGGUCUCUCUGAUACGAGAUCUCAAUGAUCAAAUUGCUAAGCUUGAAUAUGAAAAGCUCGAAAGGGCUAAGACGAAGGAUAUGUUUGAAAAGGAAGUUGAAACUAUUGAGGAGGUAUGGCGUAGCGAAACGCGAGAACUGAUAUCAACCGUAUCAAGAUUGCAAUCAGAAAAUCAUCGGUUAAUGGAAGAACAUCAUUACAAGAAAGCUCUUAAAGAUACGUCAUUAGAUUGCAAUAAGUUCGAUGACACAGUGACUCAAAAACUAUGCGAGCAAGUAGAUAGACAACGAGAUGAGAUCAAACAGAAGAAACGUGAAAAUCAAGAGCAAGCAGAAUUAUUGGAAAAUUGUUUGGGAGAAAUUGAAAUUCUCAAACAUCAAAAUUCCGAAUUUAAGAAAAGAUCAAAAGUUUUCCAGAAUCAAAUAAAGACUUUAUGUGAAGAAAGGGCUGAUUUUUUGGCUAAACUUCAAGACCAACACAAAAUUAUGUUAGCAUUGAGAAAGAAGUUGGGAAUUGCGGAAAAGGAAAAUAAUGAUUUGGAAGUUGGAGACGCAACAAUUCCUCGUUUUACAGUUGAAGAGCUUAAAGAAAUUCUGAAUGAGAGAAAUAUGCUGAGAAAUCGAAUAAGUGACUUAGAAGAGGAACUAAUCGCUUGUAAAUUAGUUUCGCCAAAUACGAAACCCCAGGGAAGUGCCAAAGAAAUUAAAGAAGAAGAUCCUCCUGUACAAGGGCCUUUACCAGAAGAAUGGUACACCGAUGACGGUUCAUGGAGAAGAAAAAGUUCUGAUUCUGGUAUCCGGAAAUUCUUUAAAAAUUUCCUCUUUGCUGACAGUGACAUGACUACACAUAGAUUAAGUAAGACUUCUUUAUCAUCUCUAACUAGAAUGGCUUUAUCUGGACCACAUACAGAAAUACCUAUUUAAAGAUUAAUAGAAUCGAAAUUAUAAUUCAUUCAAAACAUAAAGUUGAUAACGGUUGUUGUCGUUUAAUUAUAGAAAAUAUGAUCAAAAUUUAAAUACCUAUCAAGUUCCAAAGUUUUGAUGGGAUACUUUAGAAGAUAUAUUAUACCUGAUACUGAAUUUUAUUUAUUUUAUUCAUUAAUGUUAUAAUAUAACAUGUGAUAAACACAUAAAAACUAUUGAAUCAUUUUCAGUUCAACCAACCUCCUUUACACAAAUAAAUUAAAACAUUCAAAAUUCAUGAAAAAGCUCAAUUAUCUAAUUUAUUAAUUAUUUACACAAAUAUUCAUUUUAUUAUACAUAAAUUUGAGGUAAACAUAAUUAGGGG
Molecule: messenger RNA, 1477 nt
Organism: Clunio marinus
Lineage: Eukaryota; Metazoa; Arthropoda; Insecta; Diptera; Chironomidae
Source: the annotation of a GenBank genome assembly